AUGGCAGCUACGCCCAUCGUAGUCGAUGGCAAGAUUGAGGAGAAUAUGGACACAAACUCGUGGAAAGGCUGGACGAAAUCCCAACAAUCGGAUACGAGCAAGAGCGAAACUCCGGAAGGUGCACCACCAAUGCCAUUGUCACGGUCACUGGACUCUCUUAUGGGUACACAGGGUGUACUCCCAUCGCAGUCCGAACAGCUCUCAACACUGGCCGUACCAACGCCUACCGAUGGCCAGGGAUCAACACGUCAGGCUUUCGCCGCACCUUCGUUAUCGAUGAAUGCCACCUCGACUUUCUCUCUUAACUUUGUAGCAUCUACCAUCCGGCCAACCCUUACUGUGCAAGCAGAUGCUAUCGCGAUGAACGAGGCCAUGACCAUCCAACCUGCUUCAACUGCAGUCCCAGGCCUUCUAGCGGACUCUUUCGCACAGGAUGAAAUUGCAGCCCUUCCCGGUGUCAACCAAGACGACCCUUCAUUGAGAACAGUACCUGGAAUGAACCAAGAGUUCGACUGUACCGUUAACAACUUCGGCGAUGACAGUCGGAAAGCCCAUGCCUGGGAAGAAUCAACCGAAGCCUACGAUGGAUGUUUCUGCAGUGUCAUUCAUGAUUCUGAGCGACUCCCGCUCAACGGCUAUGUCAACUAUGUCGUCUUCUUCGGCAGUGAGCACAGCCACCAAAUCCUCUGCGAGUUCUUUCUCCCAGCCGCCAACAUUGGUCAUCUCGACUUCAUCCCCAACAGCGUCCUCGACAACGACAAAGCCUUCAUCGCUACCUCCACAGAGGGCAAAGAAGAUAUCCAGCCGUCCACUCAAACUAUCAUGGCGCCACAAGCUAUCACCACACGACAGUCCGUAUCCUCAGGGCUUCGAACAUUGUCCCUAGCUUCCGGAUCAGCGCUACCUUCCAGUCUAGCCACCGCCGUUAGCGUCGAGCCCCAGCACGGCUUGACACCCCUAGCAAGGACACUGUUCAUUCUUUUUGGAGUACUGGGUGAGUACCGCAUCACAUCCUUACAGGACGAAUCUAACAUGAACACAGGCUUUGUCACGAUCCUCCUCGCCAUCGGUGUAACCUUGAUUAUGCGAUCGAACAGAAGGCGCGCACAAGCAGCCCGACAACAAGCCGCUGGAAGCCCCAUCAAAGACAUCGAAGAAUACGAUGGCUACGGAAACAUAACCCGCGUAUCCGCCAACAGCUCAAUCAAGAACUUCCUAACCGAGCCCGAAAAAGCCAUUGUGAACCGCGCCGCUACGCCAGACGGAGACCCAGAUGUAAGCAUCCUUCACCCCCAGACCCGGUACAACGACGCUGACAUGCCACUCCAGGCAAGCACAAGACCCCCCAACACCCUCACCGAAGCCAUCAACUCCUUCAUAACCAAAUCGCGUCGCCUAACAUACAAAAUAUCGCCCUGA
Molecule: messenger RNA, 1419 nt
Organism: Alternaria novae-zelandiae
Lineage: Eukaryota; Fungi; Ascomycota; Dothideomycetes; Pleosporales; Pleosporaceae
Exons: 3
Coding region: 1-1419 (472 amino acids)
Source: RefSeq, a predicted model, not a curated record